GCGCAUCCGUUUGCCUCCCCAUUGACGUCACCUCGGUGUCACAUGACCAAGAGAGGACCAAUCCAACAGCGCUAUCGGAGAGCUCGGUUCCUCCACGAAGAUAGAGAGAGAGAAGGAAAAAAAAAAGACAGAAAAGGGAACCAUGUCUACGAGCAUUUAAAGAACGAAAAAAAAAGCCUACGGAGAAACCUCGUCGCUUUUGGAUUCUGUCUUUCUGUCUUACUGUAACCGUGUACGCGUUGGAGUGGCCGAACGGAAUAUGCUGUCGUGGAGAGUGACAGAAUGGAUAUGGCAAUGGCCCGAACAUAUUGAAUAGCUCGUUGGACGGAGGGAGCGUUAACGAGGGGGAAAAAGACGUUUUGACUGGGAACAGGGAGAAAAAAAAACACUGGACUGUUCCACAUACACAAUCCGUUUCUUCGUCCACGUACACUUUCGUGACGGAUUCUUCGGCUAAUGGCUUUUCUCGCCGUCCCUCGCCUGUGUCUGUUUUACGCCCUUAGCACUGUUAAAACGACUGAGGUCGAAUCGCGGUAGGUUUCUGUAGCCGAGGCUAACAUACUGAGGCGACCGUUGGGAUUCGUUUUUUUAAACAUAUAUAUUCCUCGUGAACUACAACCGACCGCAUUCGGACCGUUGGCACAGUGAAAAGGUUAACCAUGGAUUUUAACGGUAGCGGUGGCGGCAAUGAGCUUCACAACAACCAGUUUUAUCCGUGCGAGGAGAGCAAGCCUUUGCUGGGCGAGAUGUCUACGCCGACACCGCCAGAGGGGAAUAACAACGCGAAGCAGGGCGCAGGGCCGCCGUGCCGGAGGAGCCUCCUCCUCCCCUGCAGCAGCGGCAUGAGGUACAAGCUGCUCCAGGAGGGCGACAUUCAGGUGUGUGUGGUAAAGCACCCGCGGACCUUCCUCAGUAAAAUCCUCACCUCAAAGUUCCUGCGGAGAUGGGAGCCUCACCACCUCACCCUGACGGACAGCAGCCUCGUCUCCGCCACGCCUACAGGCUACAUGGAGACUGCUCUGUCCUACAGUUGUAUAGAGGAUCUGCAGUUGCUGUCUUGGGACAAUGCCCCCAAAUACUGUGUCCAGCUCAGUGUCCCUGGAGGGACCGUCCUUCUGCAGGCUGCCAACAGCUAUCUUCGGGACCAGUGGUUUCACUCUCUGCAGUGGAAGAAAAAGAUCUAUAAGUACCGUAAGGUGCUGAAUAACCCAAGUCGCUGGGAGGUGGUGCUGAAGGAGAUCCGAGCUCUCGUGGAUAUGGCCCUCACUUCCCCGCUACAUGACGAGUCCAUCCACCAGGCUCCAUUGCACAUCAUCUCUACCCUGCUUGCUGAGAACACAAACCUCAGCGCCCAGGACCAUGAGAACAUCAUUGUGGCCAUUGCUCCUCUUCUGGAGAAUAACCACCCUCCCCCUGACCUGUGUGAAUUCUUCUGCAAGCAUUGUCGGGAACGUCCGCGGUCUAUGGUGGUCAUCGAAGUGUUCACCCCAGUGGUCCAGAGAAUUCUCAAACACAACAUGGAUUUUGGAAAGUGCCCCAGAUUGCGUCUCUUUACACAGGAGUAUAUUUUGGCUCUGAAUGAACUCAACGCUGGCAUGGAGGUGGUCAAAAAGUUCAUUCACAGCAUGCACGGCCCCACUGGACAGUGCCCUCACCCUCGGGUCCUCCCUAACCUGGUGGCAGUGUGCCUGGCUGCCAUCUACUCCUGCUAUGAGGAGUUUAUUAACAGUCGGGAUAACUCCCCUAGUCUGAAGGAGAUCAGAAAUGGAUGUCAGCAGCAGAGUGAGCGGAAACCUCCCAUGCCUCUGCGGCUGCUGCGGCCUGAACCCCCGACCCCUCCACCACCAACUGCCUUGUCACCCCCUCCACCCCUUCCCCUUUCGCCUCCUCCCUCUAUCGUCAACUCUAGCGAAAUCAUGGUGGAGCUGGAGCGCAACAACAACACUGCCAACGUGCUGCGCAAAACCCCCGCAGGAGGUGACAGUGAGCCCAACCUGAUUGACUGCCUGCUGGUGAGCCCAGCACUCAAUGCCCUCUCAAUUCAGCUCCCCGCCCAAGCCGACAGGGUCCUGGCCUGUUUUGCCCUCAUCCUCAAGAUGCUCUCGGACUAUGACGACUGGAGACCAGCGCUGGCUAGCCUGUUGCAGCCCAUCCCAUUCCCCAAAGAGGCCCUUGCACAUGCCAAAUUCACAAAAGAGCUGAAGUAUGUUAUUCAGAGGUUUGCAGAAGACCCCAGACAGGAGGUACACUCCUGUUUGCUCAGUGUGCGUUCUGGAAAAGAUGGCUGGUUUCAGCUCUACAGUCCUGGGGGUGUUGCUUGUGACGAUGAUGGAGAACUGUUUGCUAGCAUGGUUCACAUCCUUAUGGGUUCUUGUUACAAGACCAAGAAAUUCCUCCUGUCUCUGGCAGAAAACAAACUAGGGCCCUGCAUGUUACUGGCACUGCGGGGGAACCAGACUAUGGUGGAGAUCCUGUGCCUGAUGCUGGAGUACAACAUUAUAGAGAAUAAGGACACUCAGCUGCAGAUCAUCUCUACCCUGGAGAGCACCCAGGUUGGCCUGCGCAUGUACGAACAGCUAUGUGAUAGGCAAAGAGAGCUUAAAGAGCUGCAACGAAAAGGAGGCCCUACUCGACUCACACUGCCAUCGAAGUCCACAGACGCUGACCUUGCUCGCCUGCUGAGCUCCGGCUCCUUUGGAAACCUGGAGAACUUGAGUCUGGCCUUCACCAACGUCACCAGUGCCUGUGCCGAGCAGCUCAUCAAGCUGCCCUCCCUCAAACAGCUAAACCUGUGGUCCACCCAGUUUGGGGACGCUGGGCUGCGACUGCUUUCAGAGCACCUGGCCUGCCUCCAGGUCCUCAACUUAUGUGAGACUCCAGUUACUGAUGCAGGCCUGCUUGCCCUCAGCUCUAUGAAGAGCCUUUGCAGUUUGAAUAUGAACAGCACUAAACUCACUGCAGACACCUAUGAGGAUUUAAAGGCAAAGCUUCCCAACCUGAAGGAAGUAGAUGUUCGUUACACAGAGGCCUGGUAAACGUGUUCAGCAUCGUUGAUUCUCAAGGAACCUCUGACAUCGUUUAAACAUAUGGAUUUACUGACAUCAUCCGAACACAUAGAGCCUUCGACAUCGUCACAAUCACAGACGUUUGCAGAUAAGGACUGUCUUUAUAGGAACAUCGUUCAAACACAAGGACCUUUUGGUGACCUCAGCCCACAGCAGUCGUCCAGUGUCAUCAUCCAAACACAAGGACAUUGUUUGUAGUCACUUCGAAAAUGAAUAUUUAAAAUGACAUCAUCAGAUGGCACGGAUCCUGUUUCUAUUGAUAUCAUGGGGACUGUCAUAGUUCUCUGUCUAUUUCUGGGUGUCUGCCCUUCCCCCUAUUCCUCACCUGUCAGAAGCAUAUGAACCCCCAACAUUAGUUGUGUUCCCUGCAACUGGUUUUCCAUGCAUUAUCUCUGUGUCUUCAGUUGUACACAGAGCAAAACAGCAAAACUUUGGAUUUUACUUCCUUACCUUUUCCCAAGAGACUUAAAAGUUCAGAAGCUCUUUCUCGUCUCAGUCCCCUUUUUGCAACAAGGUGCCAUUUUCCCAGAGGUACACCUUGACUGGUGAGGGUGUUAGCAGUCAGAGCCACAUUCCAGUACAGUUUUGAUAUAUCACCUCUCUGUGGAAAAGCCAAAUAUUCCACGAAAUUUUAAAAUUUAGUUAUUGUUGCAUUUCUGCUCGGUCCUCUCAGUUCAAAUUCUGCCAUUUUCUGUCCUUCGUUAAAAGUUCCUGUUGCCUCUGCAGAAGGGUGGCAGCCAGAGUGUCCACUACUGUAUACACUCAUUUUCACAUCUUUCUCUCUCUCACUCUCACCCUCACACUCUCUCUCUCUCUCUCUCUCUCUCUCUCAAAAAUUUUUAUCAACUUGAAUAAGCAUAUUUUUCCAGACAUCUCUGCUUUCAUAAAUUCUGUGUUUAUAUAAUAUAAAGUAUAUAUAUCUAUAUAUACAUAUAAAUAUAUCUAUUCCCUUUUGACAUUUUAAAAGCAGACAUUGGAGGAGUCUACAGCGCCUACUAGAAAUAGAUUUUUAUCUUUUUUGGCUUUUUUGUCUCAUUGUACAGUGUACAAGUUUGUUCAUGCACCCAUAUUUAAGAGAAUGGUUGUUUGGAAGGUAGUCUGGGACUACUCAAUAUUUAUGAAGCUUCUUUUGUUCUUUUGCUGGGCCCCUCUCUUUAUCACAUCUAUCUCUCUUUUCCAAUCAUAUUAUCAUGGAAUCACUUUUGUCAAUCAAAUGAACCGAGAUGGUGCCUAAAGGACAUUUUCUGUGAAGAGUGCAUCACUUAGCCCUAAAGUGGCUUGGUGUUCGCUAACUGCAGUCUUUGUAAAUACUUCAUCAACUUAACUUUUCAACAAGCUUUUGUUUUUUUAAUACAAGUUCAUCAUCAUGGUUGAAACUUUGUUUUCCUAUAGUGGCCAGUCGGUUUUAACAUACACAUGGAUCCUGCUACAGUGGUUAACAAAAUGUUCUGCACAUUUAUGAGAAAUCAAACGUUAAGCCAUUAUUUGUUUGACAGUCUCGAAUUAACAGUUAUUUUUGUUAUUUUUCACAUUUUAACGUCAUGAAAUGGGCCUAACAUUUCCAGAUGGUUUACCAUUGUUAAUUGAUAAGUCAGGUGUUUGUCAGCAGUAGAAGGAAGAAAUCACCAACUAUGUUAUUGCUUUGUGACACAAAAUGUCUCCAUCCAUAUUCAAUAUGCAAAAGUUAAUAUAGGUAAUGGGCCUAGUCAUUACAGUUUGAGUUAAAUGACAUGCUUUAUUUAGAAGUUAUACUUCGAUUACGAAGCCCUCAGAAGGUGUACAAGACUGCUUGUUUCUUCUCUCCCUGCACUUCCACCCACAGGCAGUCAGACUGUGCUCUGGUUUGCUACCCCAGUCUACUUGUCAAGCCUCUGAUUGGACUAUUUUAUUUUGUACUUUUGAUUAGCCAAGCUUUUGUGGCUUUGUCCAGAAGUGGAACUAUGCGGUAGCUUUAAACUGAGCAUGGAGAUGGACGCCGUCCACUGAGAGUUUAAUACUGUGUGUGCCAUGGAUGGUAGUGGCACCGAGCACCAUUGUGUUCUACCAUCUCGGGUCCUGAUCAGGUCCCUGCGUGGUUGCAUUCUGUAUAAUGUACAUACAAGUGUAUAUAAUUUCCCUCCCCCACUCUGUCUUGUGUAUUUCUCUGUCUCUUUCUCUCAUGUUUUUGGGAGAUUGCUGAUGCCUUCAUUUUCAGGAUGUGUGCGUGUGUGUGGUCA
Molecule: messenger RNA, 5281 nt
Organism: Colossoma macropomum (tambaqui)
Lineage: Eukaryota; Metazoa; Chordata; Actinopteri; Characiformes; Serrasalmidae
Product: c-Maf inducing protein
Exons: 21
Coding region: 660-3035 (791 amino acids)
Cellular component (GO): nucleoplasm; cytosol
Source: RefSeq, a predicted model, not a curated record